Molecule: messenger RNA, 552 nt
Organism: Punica granatum (pomegranate)
Lineage: Eukaryota; Viridiplantae; Streptophyta; Magnoliopsida; Myrtales; Lythraceae
Source: RefSeq, a predicted model, not a curated record
AUGAAGCUUGUGUUGGUUCCCAUUCUUUCGUUCGUGAUAGUGAUCUCGUUUGCUUUCGUCCUCGUGAGCUCUAGAUUAGCUUUCGGCAAUCGGGACUGCACCCUUGCUGGUUGGCUACUAUCUAGUCCUCUCUUCAUGUUUUCAGUUUUCAACACGGUUGUUCUCGCGGUCCUUCUGGGAAGCCAUGACCUGGGUUCAUAUGAAGUCGCAAACCAUUUCAUCCUCUCUUCGGAUGAAGAAGAUGUUCGCGAAUGUGAUGGACAUAAUUACAAAGGCCAAUUUUCUGAUGAUGAUGGUGUCGGUGGUGAUGAUGAGGACAGUAGUGAUUCUGAUCAAAAUGUUGAGGACAGUAGUGAUUCUGAUCAAAAUGCCGAUUCUGCUGGCUACGAUGAGGACGAUGAUGACAGUGGAGGCGAGGACGAGAUUGGAUGGGAAGAUGAAGGAGAGCAAGAUGGGGAUUGCAAUUUGGAGAAACGAAUCGAAGAUUUCAUCGACAAGGUCAUCACUGGAUGGCGGGAAGAAAGGAUGAAGGAGAACUUGACCGAAGUUUGA